Phlebotomus argentipes is the source of this 1813-nucleotide messenger RNA. RefSeq names its product gamma-aminobutyric acid receptor subunit alpha-6. Gene Ontology annotation, cellular component: synapse; neuron projection; membrane. The record is from RefSeq and is a predicted model, not a curated record. Gene Ontology annotation, biological process: regulation of membrane potential; chemical synaptic transmission; signal transduction. NCBI's taxonomy places the organism in Eukaryota, Metazoa, Arthropoda, Insecta, Diptera, Psychodidae. Gene Ontology annotation, molecular function: GABA-A receptor activity; extracellular ligand-gated monoatomic ion channel activity; neurotransmitter receptor activity. The coding region runs from base 71 to 1717 and encodes 548 amino acids. The transcript has 5 exons.
GCAGUGAUGGUAACAGUAAGUUGUGGUGCUGAGGAGAAUCUCUCGACGUGGAAUUCUUGCCUGAAUCUUCAUGGGGCAGAAUAUUCUCAACAUGAUCUUAAUCUGUCUCUUCCUUAUCGCGUCCCAUCUCGUCAUCCAAGGGCCGUCCUUUAUGAUUUACGAACGCUUCCCUGAGCAUCGUCUCGGUCUGACACGAUCAGGUGCAAAUGACACACUUCCAUCUGCAAAACAUCUCAAUCAGUAUCCAAUCGAGCGUCAUCGGUCGCUCCAGGGGCAGCCCAUUCAUCAUCCAAACAUCCACGUGUAUCCAUUUAUCAAAGCACUGCCAAAGAAGCGCACAUCUGUGGACGUGAGCAAGAACAUCUCGAUGCUGCUGGAGAAUCUGCUCAAGAGCUAUUCCAACUCGCAGCUGCCGACGCACGGCCAGGGCGUGCCCACUGUGGUCAAGACGAACAUCCUCAUCCGCAGCAUGGGACCCGUGUCCGAGCUGGACAUGGACUACUCCAUGGAUUGCUACUUCCGCCAGUACUGGCGCGACUCGCGCCUCAGCUUCCAGGGCCCCAUCAAGAGCCUCUCCCUCAGCAUUUCCAUGCUGUCGCGCAUCUGGAAGCCCGACACGUACUUCUACAACGGCAAACAAUCCCACGUGCACACCAUCACAGUGCCCAACAAACUCCUGCGCCUCAGCCAAGAGGGUGACAUUCUUUAUUCCAUGCGACUCACAAUCAAGGCCUCCUGUCCGAUGGAAUUGAAGAACUUCCCCGUCGACCGUCAGUCAUGCCCACUCAUUCUCGGCUCCUACGCUUACACAUCUCGCCAGCUGGUCUACGAGUGGCUCACCAGCGACUCCGUGGACUUCAAUCCCGGCAUGACGCUCAGCCAGUUCGAUCUCAUCGACUUCCCGCAGAGCAACUUCACCUUCAUCCGACGCGAGGGCGAGUUCUCAGUGUUGCAGGUGUCCUUCAAUAUGCAGCGCCACGCUGGCUACUUCCUCAUUCAAGUCUACAUUCCCUGCAUCCUCAUCGUCGUGCUGUCCUGGGUGGGAUUCUGGAUCCACCGAGAGGCCACCAGUGAUCGCGUAGGACUGGGAAUCACAACAGUGCUCACACUGUCAACCAUCAGCCUGGAUUCCCGCAAAGAUCUGCCGAAAGUCAGAUAUGCCACUGCUUUGGAUUGGUUUCUCCUCAUGAGCUUCUUCUACUGCAUCGCCACUCUUUUGGAGUUCGCGGGCGUGCACUAUUUCACCAAAGUGGGCAGCGGAGAGAUUCCACUGGACGAGGACGAGUGGGAAGACAUUGGAGAGCCAGUGGAGAAGAUCGGCGGGAGACUCUCCAUCCAACUAGACUCGCCACAGCGACUCCAGGCUGCGCGGCGCAGAUCUUCUCUCAUCUGCCCGAUUUACAACGACGCGACGCUCUUCAAGCCGGCAUGCUCCAAAGUCUCCACAAUGGAGCGCACGACGCAAACGGAUCAGCCCAAAGCGCCCAGAUGGAAGCAACUGUGGCUCUGCAUCUUGGGCGAUGACAAGUUCAGGCGCAUGAGACAGCGAGAAGCCACCCGGAAGGACAAUUCCACCAGGCAUGUCAACAGCGUCUCUCUGAUUGACCGCGUGGCCAGAGUUCUCUUCCCGCUGUCUUUCGGCGUGUUCAACCUGAUGUACUGGCUAGUCUACGUGACCUAUCAAGAGGAUGACUUCCCCUGGACUACAGUUAAUUGAAUCUCUAGGCAUUUAAUCAGUCAAAACACGAGUUAUUAUUAAGGGCCUUUCGGCGCAACAUCGUUACAUAAAUUAGGCAGGAAAUAGAGGUGAUGA